This is a messenger RNA of Rhagoletis zephyria (snowberry fruit fly), 2968 nucleotides long. The record is from RefSeq and is a predicted model, not a curated record. NCBI's taxonomy places the organism in Eukaryota, Metazoa, Arthropoda, Insecta, Diptera, Tephritidae.
AUGUCCAUUUCACAUGCAAAAGGUUUACUGAACAGGCCUGGACAGAACAACUGCUUCAUGAAUUCAGCCGUACAGGUCUUGUGGCACUUGGACAUAUUUAGGAGAAGUUUUCGCGAACUGCGCGGCCAUGCCUGCAUGGGCGAUUCCUGCAUAUUUUGUGCCCUCAAGGAACUAUUCAAUCAAUUUCAGUCAAGCAAAGAGUCCGCAUUGCCACCUGACUCACUGCGUUUUGCUCUCGCUGAGGCGUUCUCUGACCAGCGUCGUUUUCAGAUGGGCUUCAUGGAUGACGCUGCGGAGUGUUUUGAGAACAUUCUGAUGCGAAUUCACUACCACCUGACCAACCAAGAGGUGAAUGACGCCCAGUCGCCACAGUGUCAACCGCAUUGCAUUCCGCACCAGAAGUUUGCCAUGAACCUCAUUGAGCAGAUUGCCUGUCACGCUUGCGGAGAAACAUCGGAGCCGCUGGUUUUCUCGCAAAUGGUGCACUACGCCUCCACGACUGCACUGUGUUCUCAGGCAAAGCUUUUCAACAGUGAUAGUACUUCGCUGAGUUUUGGCAGCCUCCUCAAGCUGGCCACUUCCAUGGGAGACAUUCGAAACUGUCCGGUGUUUGACCUGAACUGCGCCUCCAGUGGCAAGCAGCAGCAGCGACACCAGUUGAAUCUGGUGGGCCUAGUCACCUACUACGGAAAGCACUACAGCACCUACCUCUACAACUCCCAGCUGGCAGAGUGGAUCUAUUUUGACGAUGCCACUGUCCGGGUCAUCGGUCCCUCCUGGUCACAGGUCGUGGACAAGUGCCUGAAGGGACACUUUCAGCCACUGCUGCUGCUCUACGCCAACCCCAAUGGAACGGCGGUGAACACUGAGCAUGCCUUCAGUGAGAAUGUCUCAAUGACUGCCAUCAAGAAGGCUGCACCAUCGGAGCCCACUGCCAAGCAGUGCAGUAUGGCCAGCAGCACUGCGGCUUCACACUUUGAUCAAAUUCGAAAGGUGUCUCCUGUCAGUGAAAGUUACCUGGAGCAGGUGCCAGAUUCGCCUUCCGCCACCUCAACUACCUCAUACUUUAGCGACAUUGGCGACUCAACUGACGGGUACAUUAGUCGAAAGGCAGUGGAAAGUAUUCUCAAGAUUCAACAGCACAACAAAAAGAAAUCAGAGCAGGCGGAGCUGAUGAGCGCACAUGGCAUGUUCAACAAGCGGCAAAACCGCAACAGUUCAAGCAGUCUCGAAUCAUUCGACUCUGCGAAUGCUCUUCGAAUGAGCAGUCUUCCUCGAAACCACACUGUAGAGAGUCAGCUGAUCAGCUGUUCACUACAGCGCAGAGACUCAGGCAACUCCAGUGGUGACCGCUCCUCCAGUGUCUCCUCAGUGGACACUCCAUUCUACUCAUACAGAAGGCCACUAAAAAACGGUCAGCAAAAGUCAAGCAAACACUCUGACCAGGGCUACGACUCCUUUUCAGUGUCCAGCUCUGACAGUUACCCUUCUGCAGCCACUUCGCCGUCCAAACUGGCCGGCCAUAAGCUGAAGCAAAUACCUGAAGAUGUUCACCUGCUAGAGAUGAUCAAUGCAUCGGCAAGAAAUGAAUGCGAUCACCUCUUUGCAGAGAUGGAGAUACUGCUGCGCAAGUCGUACGACAAGGAGAGGGAGGGCGACCUGAGGGCAGCGGCCGCAUUGGCUGAUUCCGCUGCUUCAAAAGCCCGCAUCGCCAUGGACGCACCGUACAGCAACCACCACACUUUGAUAUCGGCCAAGAUGAAGUACAGCAUGUGCGUUAUGCGAUCCACUGGACUGCACCGACGCAUUCAGGAGGCGGAGGUGGAGGAGAGGCGGAUGAUGAAGGCCGUUCAUGAGUACCACCACAGUAGACAGUCAAGCAGGGACAGCAGUCACGGGAAGCACAGUCGCCAGGGAAGCAGAGACGGUAAAGAUCCUCGAGUCAAUGCAGUUUCCCCCUCCCGACAACAACAACAGCAUCAGAUAGUGGUACCAACCAAUCCAGCGCAGAAUGUGGAAAUCUACGCAACCCUGCCCAAGCGAAGCAAGCGAAAGAGUGUACUGAAAACUUCCAACGGAAAUCUGACCACCGAAGAAACGAGCUGUCAGUCAUUUGGCGCCGACGAGCGAUCUACACUGCCAAAGAACUCCAUACUACAGCAGCUUCAGAAAGAACAGAUGCGACCUGCCGCAGUGCUACUGCCCAACACCGAAAAGAAUGCUUCCACCAAAUGUAGGGAGUUGCCUCGCGAGUCAGACUUUAGCGACUACUACAGCGAAUGGGAAGGCACCAAGAGGCGGUCAGCGCUGGAGAAGGCAGCAUCGCCCUCAAACAGCUCUGGCUGGCAAAGCUGUCGCGAAAACGACAGUGAGGCGUACGGGGAAAUCAGCCAUACGGGCACUGUUCGGAAGCAGUGCAAGGUGAGGCGAAAGUUGCUGCUCGGUGGACUGCUGAAGACCAAAAACAGAAGCCUUCCUGACCUGAGUCGAGAUGAGAGUCUGCUGCAGGAGAGCAAGCCGGUCAGCAACAGCAGCCAAACGCCGCCAGUGCCGGCCAACAUCCACCGAGGCUUUCCUCUGGCCACAGUGGGCAGCAGAGGCAGCAAUCGACCCGCUCUGGUCAAGGUGAAGCCGCCUCUCAUUGGGGAGAUUGCACCGGCCACAGCGGUACAGCAGAAAGAGCGCAUCUACGAAAACAUUAGCCAGCUGCAGUUUGCAUCCAGUGGAAAGAGCUACGCAAAAGCACGCGCUCAAACGCCACCUCCUAGACCCGCACCCUCUCGACCUCAGCCACCUGUGCCACCACCACAGCAAGUGAAACCACUCGAAAGUGAGCCACUGGAGCCAGUGCCACAAAGCAGUACCAAUCCAUUUUUACUCGAGUUGAACAAGAAGCGAAUGGAAAUUCUGUCCAAACGAAGAGCCAAUGAGACCAAUCUUUCACAGGUGCAAACAACAGUUGCUAAAA